Molecule: messenger RNA, 837 nt
Organism: Musa acuminata AAA Group (dessert banana)
Lineage: Eukaryota; Viridiplantae; Streptophyta; Magnoliopsida; Zingiberales; Musaceae
Product: dirigent protein 2
Exons: 1
Coding region: 53-607 (184 amino acids)
Source: RefSeq, a predicted model, not a curated record
CACGCCAUCGUCGUUAGAAGCCAAACUACUCUAUUAAACCAGACGACGUAUUAUGCUUUCCACCCCAUUCUUCUCACCCUACCCCUUCCUCAUGGCUUCUCGUCCAUCUAAUCCUUCCCCUUCUCUCCUAUUCCUCUUCCUCUUCAUGAUCAGCAGCGGAAUUGCAGCUCAGAAGACGACCCACCUCCACUUCUACUUCCACGAGACCGUACGUGGCCCCGACGCGACAUCCAUCGUCGUGGCGAGCCUCCACAAGAACUCCUCCACCUUCGGCGACAUACACGUGUUCGACAACGCCCUGCGAGAGAGCGCCGACCCGAGCUCGAAGCUCAUCGGGCGAGCGCAGGGCCUCGCCACCAGCUCAUCCCUCACGGACCUGUCGGCGCUGACGGCCAUCAACUUGGUGUUCACGGCGGGGGAACUCAACGGGAGCACGCUGUCGCUGUUCGGGAGGGUGGAGGGCGUCACAGGCCCGGAUGACCGGAGCAUCGUCGGCGGCAGCGGGCUGUUCCGCCUUGCACGGGGCUUCGCGCUCAGCAGAACCGUCAAUAUUUCGUCCACGGGAUACAUCGUCGAGUUCGACGUUUAUGUCAAACAUUAUUACUAGGUCGAGUUCUACUUGUAAGCUGUGGUGUGGAUGCGUCUUGGACGAAUAAUAUGGCUGUUCUAAGCCAUCAAAUUGGAGAAGAUGCUGCCUCAAAGUCUGCAUCUGACUAGUAUUUGUCGUCUCUGUGAAUUCCACGCCAUGGCGGAGAAGUCUGCGUCUUCGAUUGACUAGAAUCAUCCAUGGAUAAUAUUUGCUGUAUCACUUCUGAUCUUGUUCAGAGUUUCUACUUC